Molecule: messenger RNA, 366 nt
Organism: Macrosiphum euphorbiae (potato aphid)
Lineage: Eukaryota; Metazoa; Arthropoda; Insecta; Hemiptera; Aphididae
Source: the annotation of a GenBank genome assembly
AUGGCUGGUUCAAUCGCUGACAACGCUACCUUAUACAAUGAGAAGAAGACGGCUUUCACUUAUGUACCACCAUCACCUCCGGCUGAACUCAUCGAGUCUACAUCCUACACGUUAGACUUUACAGCUAGAAAAUGUAUAAUUGUCGGUAUCGAUCCAACAGAACAACUUCAAACAGUUGUUAUUUUAUUAACAUCGUCACGUUAUGUGAAAAUUAGUAUAGAUUUUCUAAGACGGAUAUUCUCGCUUAUGGGUAACGUACUAUCUUUUAUAUUAGACACGCCACAAAACUACAAGCGAACCAUAUUUCUCGAAACUGAUUCUUAUAAAAUAUCCGAGUAUGGUGGUAUAGCGGUUCAAACGUUCUAG